Saccoglossus kowalevskii is the source of this 490-nucleotide messenger RNA. RefSeq lists its product as uncharacterized. The record is from RefSeq and is a predicted model, not a curated record. Gene Ontology annotation, molecular function: signaling adaptor activity. Lineage: Eukaryota; Metazoa; Hemichordata; Enteropneusta; Harrimaniidae. Gene Ontology annotation, cellular component: cytoplasm. Gene Ontology annotation, biological process: signal transduction.
GCAAAAACAAGCUUUAGACUCAUCACGACUAUCCAUGUUUCCUGAAGAUAAUACAACCCGAUAGUCCAAGUAGUGAUGGCGGACGUCGUAUGUACAGGGUGGCUAAAAAAAUCGCCACCCGCCACUAAAAUGUCGAUCUGGGGAGUGCCUAUAGCCUCAUGUACAUCCUGGGGUCAGAAAUUUUGGAAGGACAGAUGGUGUGUGUUGAAGAAACGUGGAUCCACUUACUAUUUAGAGUAUUAUAAAAAUGAAUGGGCCACGAGACCCAAAGGGGAAAUCGACCUCAGUAAAUGUGAGCAAGUCAUCGAAGGACUAGAAUUCGAGAACCGAAGAAAUUUGUUAAACGCUCACAUUUUUAAUAUUGUGACAAGUAAAAGGACUUAUUACCUUGUGACUAAAACAGAGGAUGAUAUGUUUCGAUGGGUGAGAAAUAUCUGCCGAGUUUGUGGAUUCAUCAACGAGGAACCGCCGCAGACUUCAGAAGUUACUG